Molecule: messenger RNA, 808 nt
Organism: Polistes canadensis
Lineage: Eukaryota; Metazoa; Arthropoda; Insecta; Hymenoptera; Vespidae
Gene: Sld5
Product: DNA replication complex GINS protein SLD5
Exons: 2
Coding region: 1-654 (217 amino acids)
Biological process (GO): double-strand break repair via break-induced replication; DNA-templated DNA replication
Cellular component (GO): GINS complex
Source: RefSeq, a predicted model, not a curated record
AUGGAAGAUAUUAACGAAGAAAAUGGUGCCCAGGUAGAAAACGAAAUAGAGGAAGUUUUAACAGCAGAAAAUGCACUCGAAGCUAUUGAAAAUGCAUGGCUUAAUGAAAAAUUUUCUCCCGAAAUUCUUCCGCAUAAAUUUGAUCUUGUAGAUUGCAUGUUGCAACAGAUAAGUCAUAUGGAAGCAAACGUGAAGGGGUUAGAAAGGGAUGAUCUUCGUUUAUGGGUUCAUAAAAUGGAACUUGAUAGGAUACGAUUCCUUAUUUCUAGUUAUCUCAGAGUGCGUUUAGAAAAAAUAGAGAGAUAUACUAUUCAUAUAUUGUCAGAGGAAGCUGCCAGACAACCAGAUGAAUCUUACUUAACUCCAGCAGAAGUACGCUUUGCUAAAGAAUAUUUGGGUAGUGUUGAACAUCUUUUCAAAACAGUGGCUUUGCAACACAUGCCUGCUAGUUUUCAAGCAUUUGAAAUAGAAAAAAUUAGCACAAAACCAAAUAUGCAAGCUCAUGUCUUUUUAAGAGCUAAUGAAAAAAUAACUGGUAUUGUUUUACCCGGUGUAAUGGAUGAAGAAAUAGACUUGGAAGCCGGCUCCCAACACAUUAUCCAGUAUAAUCUUAUUGCUGAUUUAGUUAAAAGCGGUGCAGUACAGUUAAUAUGAAUAAAUGACUCUAAAUUAUUUAUUGUGAAUGUUCAAGAAAAAUAUGAUGCUCAUCUUAUUUAUAACGAUCGACAUUCGCUGUAGCUUCAUCAAGAAUUAAAAUUUUAUUAUUUUCUAUAAUAGCACGCGCAAGACAAAGCAGCUGCCUUUGCCC